Messenger RNA from Rotaria sordida, 639 nucleotides. The record is from the annotation of a GenBank genome assembly. Lineage: Eukaryota; Metazoa; Rotifera; Eurotatoria; Philodinida; Philodinidae.
AUGAAGUUAUUAUCUGAAUCAGCUCGAACAACGCAAACAUUUUUAAAAAUUGCAAAAGAUGAAGAAGAAUUACAAGAAGAAAAUGUUCCAGGACCUAAACCAACAGCACCUUAUGUACCAUAUUCUGCAAAUAUAGUAUCAACAACAUUAACGCAAACGGACGAUAUACAUUCAAACGUAUCGAAGCAUCCAUAUUCUUCACGAACAACUACACCACAUGAAUCUGAAACAACAACAACUAUAUAUUAUGAAGAUGUAUCUGAUGAUGAAGAAAUUAUUAAUCAUGGCAAUGAUCAAGAACCGAUGAAUUUAUCUUCAUUUGAUGAUAUUGAAGAUCAUGUGGAAAUUUAUGCACCAUCUGAAAUUUUAACGUUAAAUGAUGAUAAUAUACAUAGUGAACCAAUGGGAAAUAUAUUAACAAGGGUUCAUAGCUUUUCACUUCCAGAAAUAAUAAAAGUAUAUUUACCUCAUAAACCACGUCAUUCAAAUGAACAUGAAACAUAUCAAGAACAAUUAUUCAAUUAUAAUGAUGAUGAAGGGGUUCAUGCUCGAGAUAAAUCCUCAAAUGAAAUUGAAAGUAUCGCCGACGAUGAUAUAAUACAAAAUACGACAGUAAAUCAACGUCAACAAAAUCGAUAG